CAUGAAUGUCCCCAAAUGGAAGCUUCUCAAUUGAUCUUUCCGGCGUCGCUAUAAUUUUCAUGGUCUCUCUUCGGCCCGGAUCAUUAUAGACAGGGUUGGAAUUAGGGUUUCGGAAGCGUUUCUGCUAUCUCCGAGCGAGCGAUCGAGCGAGAGAGGAGCGAGGGGGGAGGAUGUGGCACGAAGCGCGGAGGUCGGAGAGGAAGGUCCACGACCUGAUGGACGCGGCCCGGAAGCGGGCGCAGCGGCGGGCCGUGUACCUCGCCAAGCGUCGCGGCGACCCCCAGCAGUCGCUCCAGGUCGCCGGGUCCCGGUGCCGCGUCUACCGCGACGACGGCUUGUACCAGGCCGCCCAGGACCAGCAGGGAUUGAUACCAUGGAAUGGAAAGCAAGAUAUCUUGAUCGACAGAUUUGAUGGCCGCGCUCUUCUUGAUUUUAUUCGUGAUUCUAGUUCCCGUGCUUAUCGAGUUCAAGAGAGAACUGAGGAAGAAGAAGAAGUAGAAGAGUUUGUUAAUUUCGAGCGUUACAGAGAUUUAAUUAAGCUUCGGCGUAGAGGAUUUACUGAUGAAGAUGGUUUGCGACAUGUUCACCAAGAGUUGGAGGCAAAGAACUCGCUUCCAUUUGCAUUUGAGAGACCACAGUCUACACAGCCCCCAACAAGCAAGGGUUCAUACUCACAGGUGGGUUUCUCCUAUAAGGGGGAUGGCCAUGAAGAAUCCCACCAUGUGGACAGUGGAAACGAGGAAGAGGAAGAUGAUGAAGAAGAUGAUGAUGAUGAUGAGAAAGAUUUCAGUAGUGAUGAUAGUAACGAUGAGAAAAUGGAGACUAUUUCUAAAGAAUUUGGCAUCAAGAGAUAUAACUGGCUUGUUUAUAUGGACAAAAAAGCCAAGGAGGAAGAGAAAAGGCAGAAGGAAAUAAUCAGAGGAGAUCCUGCUAUUAGAAAAUUGAGUCGCAAGGAAAGAAGGAAAGCUUCUCAAAUAGAAAGGGAAAGGGAAAGGGAAGCAGCACGUUUGACAGGAAGAACACCCCAUCAUGAUCCCUACCGGGAGUCUCGCCGAAGUCCCACAUAUGAAGCUUAUCCCAGGAGCAGAGGAUCAAGAUCCAAGUCCCGGUCAUAUUCACCUCCGCAUUCAAGACGACACGAACGAAGUUUGCGUGCUGAUAAUGGGCAUCAAAGCAAGUCAAAGCCUCCCAAAAUUGAGUAUAUCACAGAGUUUGGUGGUACAAAUGAUUUGGAUGAUCAAAAAUUUGGAGUCUCCCCACCAUCAUCUCCAUUGCAAGCUGAUCCAUUGAACCGGUUAUCAGGUGGUCGAAUUCUUGAGGCGCUUCAUGUUGAUCCUGCAUCUGCUCUGUCUCUUGAACAGGAAAAGAAUGCAAAAAUGUUGAGACCAUCGGUCAGCUCAUCAUCGUCAGCAAUAGCAAAACUCAGCAAAACUCCUCUUGGGGUAUCAUCCAAAAUUCAACAGGGCGAAAAAAAGGAAACUCCUCAAGAACGCCUCAAACGGAUAAUGAGUAAACAACUGAAUAAACAAAUUCGUAAAGAUACUGCUGCUGAGAUGGCUAAAAAGCGGGAGCAGGAAAGACAGAGACAGGAAAAGCUUGCUGAAGCAAGUAGGAUAAGCCGCUAUAGCCAUCGUAGUCGUAGUAUAAGUUACAGCCCUUCUCCACCAAGAAGACGGCGUCACAGUAGAAGCCGUAGUAGAAGCAGGAGCCCCAGAAGAAACUAUUGUCGAUCGCGGUCUCACUCUCGUUCUCAUUCCCCAAGAUCGAGGAGCCGCACUAAGUACUGAAGCAUUUUUGUCACGCGUUGGUCGGCGGAGGCAGCUGAAAUCUCAGAAGUCUUGUGGAGGUCUGUGGUUGUAUCUGUGCUUUUGAUGUUUCAUCACUCAUAGGUGAUAAUGACCAAUCACGAUUGAGUUUAUGGUGCUUUGGUUGGUUGAUGUCUAUUAUUUUUAGUUGUUGUAGAUGCAGAAGUACCUAAUGCUUAAAUAGUUUUCAAUAUCUCA
Messenger RNA from Musa acuminata subsp. malaccensis (wild Malaysian banana), 2003 nucleotides. RefSeq lists its product as uncharacterized. Lineage: Eukaryota; Viridiplantae; Streptophyta; Magnoliopsida; Zingiberales; Musaceae. The record is from RefSeq and is a predicted model, not a curated record.